AUGCACUCUCGUCGGCCGACGGGAUUGGAGCAGAAAUCUACAAAAAAACACAAGUCCUUUGUCGCCACUCUCGUCGGCCGACGGGAUUGGAGCAGAAAUUUACAAAAAAAACAAAGCCCUUUGGCCACUCUCGUCGGCCGACGGGAUUGGAGCAGAAAUCUCCAAAAAAAUACAAGUCCUGUGUUGCCACUCUCGUCGGCCGACGGGAUUGGAGCAGAAAUUUACAAAAAAAACAAAGCCCUUUGGCCACUCUCGUCGGCCGACGGGAUUGGAGCAGAAAUCUCCAAAAAAGUACAAGUCCUGUGUUGCCACUCUCGUCGGCCGACGGGAUUGGAGUAG
This is a messenger RNA of Puccinia graminis f. sp. tritici CRL 75-36-700-3, 339 nucleotides long. RefSeq lists its product as uncharacterized. Lineage: Eukaryota; Fungi; Basidiomycota; Pucciniomycetes; Pucciniales; Pucciniaceae. The coding region runs from base 1 to 339 and encodes 112 amino acids. The transcript has a single exon. The record is from RefSeq and is a predicted model, not a curated record.